UUAUCUUAUUGUGUUGUUGAGAUAUACCACUAUAGAGGCAUGAAAGUCGAGUGGGGUGCGCAGCUCGCUUGCCUGCGCAGCUCGCUUGCCGGGUACGUUAGUGUUCUCGCAUUCAACGGGAAUUCAAUAGUUCCUACCCCAGUUUCAAGCGAACACCAGUGCCAUCGUGAAGACGUGUACGAGUCAAUCCGUUGUACUGGAAGCGUGGCAUCCGUGGGUCGGCUGCUUAAACGGGUUCCCUGCACGUAUACGCUUACAAGAACACAGUGAUGUGAGCAUUCAUGCCACGGAUUACCCGAGUCGACAAGUGCCUCAAGUCAUGGGUUGCAGAGAAGACGUAAUUGUGCAGGUCCAUGUAUGAGAACCUCUGGGAGUACCCCCGAAAAGGCCUAGCGUAGGUCGGAGGAGGCUGAAUCUACCUCGAUCUGCCCAAUCA
Messenger RNA from Paraphaeosphaeria sporulosa, 436 nucleotides. RefSeq lists its product as uncharacterized. Lineage: Eukaryota; Fungi; Ascomycota; Dothideomycetes; Pleosporales; Didymosphaeriaceae. The transcript has a single exon. The coding region runs from base 40 to 270 and encodes 76 amino acids. The record is from RefSeq and is a predicted model, not a curated record.